AUGGCAGAAAAACCAAUCAUACUGGUUACUGGUUCCUCGGGUAAUAUUGGAUCUGCUACAGUUGGAGUCCUGGCUGCAAGGUAUGCUGAUAAAGUAGAGAUAAGAGCUGGUGUACGCAAUCCAGACAAAAUCCCAGCAAGGCCUGGUGUGACUGUUGUUCAAGCAGUAAUGGGUGACAAGGAUCAGCUCAGGGAGCCUCUCAAAGAUGUUGAUGCUGUUUUCAUUGUCACUCCUACGGCUGAAGACAGAGCUGCACUGACUAUUAAGACUGCAGAAGCUGCUAAGGAAGCUGGAGUCAAGUUCAUUCUCAUUGUCAGUGCUCCAAGUAUGACUCACCCUGAUGGAAGGGUAGAAUAUCUACCAACUUGCACUAUUUUUGGUAAACAGUAUCAUGAGAUUGACAGUCAAAUCCCCAAGCUUGGCGUUCCUUACGCCUUUCUCCGUUUAUCCAUAUUCAUGGAAAACAACUUUGGGAAAAAAGAUACAAUUGUGGAUCAGUCAACUUUUUAUGCUUCCCAAUCUCCGGACAAGCCAGCAAUCUACGUUGCCGUUGAAGAUGCUGCUAAAGCUGCUGCAGCGAUCCUAACUGAUUACUCCAAACACAAUGGAAAAGAGUACAACAUGCACAGCGACUGUUACACUAAUGCAGAGCUAGCAGCUGCCUUCACCGAAGCAUUGGGAAAAGAAGUCAAGUUUGUUCAAGUUCCACCUGAGACAGCAAAGCAAGCAAUGGUGGGUAAGGGUUGGUCUGAAUGGCACGUUGAUGGAAUACUUGAGAUGCUGGAACUGAUUGAAGAAGGAGAUUCAAUCCUUACUGUAGGAGACACUUGCACCUUAAGGUCACUGACUGGAGAAGAGCCAACCUCAAUGAAGGAAUGGGUCACCAAGAAUGCUCCCAGUUUUAAAUGA
Molecule: messenger RNA, 909 nt
Organism: Amphimedon queenslandica
Lineage: Eukaryota; Metazoa; Porifera; Demospongiae; Haplosclerida; Niphatidae
Product: NAD(P)H azoreductase-like
Exons: 1
Coding region: 1-909 (302 amino acids)
Source: RefSeq, a predicted model, not a curated record